AUGUUUCUCCAUGUAUUUCUCCUCCAUGUUUUCCACUGCUAUAUAUAAACCUCUCCACCUCCUCUCAUAUGCCCAAGCUAGCCCUUGUUCUCUCCCUUUCUCCAAUCUCCAUCAUAGAUUUUUUUUUGGGCACCCGUCAUUGCAACAAAACUGGGUAUUUACGACGGAAAUUAAGCCUUAAAUCCCUAGCUAGCUAACUCCCCUUGAGCCUUAUGCGAUGGUGAAGUUCUCGAAACAGCUGGAAGCUCAGCUCAUUCCGGAAUGGAAGGAUGCUUUUGUCAACUACUGGCAGCUCAAGAAACAUAUCAAGAGAAUCAAGAUUUCCAGAUCUUCCAAACACGCUCCUCACCAUCAGGACGGCAAUAUCGGCUUCUCCAUUCUUGAUCCCAUCCGACUCGUUGCCAACAAAAUCUCGGAUUGCCUCUCCACUACUUCUACCAAAACCCCUCAGAUUAUCGAGGUAAGGAGCAAAACGCAUCAUGUACUGGAAGAAGGAGAUAUAAGUGAAGAUCAAGAAGAAGUUUAUGAAACUGAACUUUCGCAGUUGUUUUCAGAUGAAGAUGAGAUAAAACAGUAUUUCGCGACACUGGAUGACGAGCUUAACAAAGUGAAUCAGUUUUACCGAAGCAAGGAGAGUGAGUUUGUUGAGAGAGGAGAGAAUCUGAACAAGCAGCUUCAGAUAUUGCUGGACCUCAGGCACGUCUUAAAUGACCGACGACAACGUAAGCUGUCGUCUUCCAAAUCCGGCUCCGGCUUCUUUUCCCGCUCCAUGUCCUUCUCCAGCAGUGCUCGACACUCCGACACGAAUUCUGAAAGCGGGAAUGAUUGUUGUGAUAGUCCCACUGAUAACUCAACACAAACAGAAGACGUAAUUGCAGCACUACAGAAAAAUGGAAUAAAUUUCAUAAAUGCAGGGAAGGCGAAGAAGGGAGCAAAGCCGAAGGGCGCAAUGAGGAUCGACAUCCCAGCCACGAAUCCGGCUCGAACAAUCUCAGCAGUUACAUCCAUGUUAUGGGAAGACCUGGUGAAUAAUCCAAAGAAAGAUGGGCAGGGAGAGUUUGUUAACAGGAAAAAGAUUCAGUGUGCUGAGAAAAUGAUCAGAGGCGCAUUUGUGGAACUCUACAGAGGCCUUGGCUUACUUAAAACCUACAGCUCACUGAAUAUGGUGGCGUUUACGAAAAUAUUGAAAAAGUUUGACAAGGUAUCAAACCAGGACGCGUCUGCAAGUUAUCUAAAAGUGGUAAAGAGAUCCCAUUUCAUUAGUUCUGAUAAGGUGGUGAGACUAAUGGACGAAGUGGAGUCCUUGUUCACACAGCACUUUGCAAACGGUGACAGGAAAAAGGCAAUGAAAUUCUUGAGACCCCAGCAACACAGAGAAUCCCACAUGAUCACUUUUUUUGUUGGCUUGUUCACAGGCUGUUUUGUAACACUGUUUGGUGUGUACAUAAUCUUGGCACAUUUAAGUGGCAUGUUUUCCCCUUCUACACAAAUUGCUUAUAUGGAAACUGUCUACCCUGUUUUCAGUGUGUUUGCAUUGGCUAGCUUGCACAUGUUCGCCUAUGGUUGCGUCUUGUUUUGGUGGAAGGUAACAAGGAUCAACUACAACUUCAUAUUCGAAUUCCAGCCAAGUACUUCGCUUAAAUAUAGGGACGCCUUUCUCAUUUGUACUUGCAUGAUGACUUCUGUGGUUGGAGCAAUGGUCAUCCACCUUGUUAUGCUCUCCAAUGGAUUUUCGCCAUCAAAAGCUGAUACGGUUCCUGGCAUCCUCCUUGUGUUUUUCAUUGCACUUCUAGUAUGUCCGUUGAACAUUUUCUAUCGUCCAACACGAUAUUGUUUCCUCAGAAUCAUCCGCAAUAUAGUCUGCUCUCCAUUUUACAAGGUUCUACUGGUAGACUUUUUCAUGGCUGAUCAACUUACUAGUCAGAUUCCAUUGAUGAGGCACUUGGAAACUACAGUGUGUUACUUUUCUGCAGGGAGUUUUAGAACACACCAAUACGCUACUUGCAAAUCCGGCAAAAUGUACAGAGAACUAGCUUAUGUCAUCUCUUUCGCUCCAUACUAUUGGCGUGCCAUGCAGUGUGCUAGGCGAUGGUUCGAUGAAGGUGAUGUGACCCACUUGGCAAACUUGGGGAAGUAUGUCUCGGCAAUGGUGGCAGCUGGAGCCAGGCUAACCUAUGCCCAACAGCCUAACACAACUUGCAUGAUCAUAGUAUUGUUAACGUCAGUAGUGGCCACAAUCUAUCAGUUAUACUGGGACUUUGUUAAAGACUGGGGACUUUUGAAUCCGAAAUCCAAAAAUCCCUGGCUCAGAGAUGAACUCAUACUCAAGAACAAAAGCAUCUACUACAUAUCCAUUGCCUUAAAUACUGUUCUUAGGAUUGCUUGGUUGGAAACUGUUAUGAAAUUCAAUGUUGGGAUCAUCGAAUCAAGAUUGUUAGACUUUUUCUUGGCUUCCCUAGAGGUCAUCCGACGAGGGCACUGGAAUUUCUACAGGUUGGAGAAUGAACACUUGAACAAUUCCGGAAAUUACAGAGCUGUAAAGGCAGUUCCUUUGCCUUUUCGGGAGUCUGAUUCUGAUGGCUGAAGAAGUAAUGUGCAUAUGCCAAUUGAUGCUUGCCUGGAGUCAUUUAACGACUUGGGAUCGAAGAGUGAGGACUAAAUUGAUUGUGGCAAUGAAGAAAUCUUUGUUAGUAAUUAUCAUUGCAUGUUAAAUCUAUCAGCAAAGAAUGGAGCUGCAUGUCAACAGUGCAAGGCAGAGGCAAGCAAUAAAUGGACAAAUCACAGCAACCUAAUAAUAUAUGCCCCUUUGCAUGUAAUUAUCAUUUCAACUAGCUCUGGCAAUUUGUAAUUUUUGCAUAUUAAUGCAGAGUCUUUGAUUUUCCGUAAA
Molecule: messenger RNA, 2887 nt
Organism: Daucus carota subsp. sativus
Lineage: Eukaryota; Viridiplantae; Streptophyta; Magnoliopsida; Apiales; Apiaceae
Product: phosphate transporter PHO1
Exons: 15
Coding region: 218-2584 (788 amino acids)
Cellular component (GO): membrane
Source: RefSeq, a predicted model, not a curated record